Messenger RNA from Mercenaria mercenaria, 3796 nucleotides. Its product is annotated as ubiquitin carboxyl-terminal hydrolase 47-like. Gene Ontology annotation, cellular component: nucleoplasm; chromatin. The record is from RefSeq and is a predicted model, not a curated record. Gene Ontology annotation, biological process: positive regulation of DNA-templated transcription. NCBI's taxonomy places the organism in Eukaryota, Metazoa, Mollusca, Bivalvia, Venerida, Veneridae. The coding region runs from base 85 to 2280 and encodes 731 amino acids. Gene Ontology annotation, molecular function: zinc ion binding; ubiquitin-protein transferase activity. The transcript has 12 exons.
UUGAGCAUUUGAUUUUGAAAAGUGACAUUGUGAUAUCAGGUUUAUUGACUUGAGGGUUUGUGUCGACUGCUAGAUAUAUUUAUCAUGUCAUCAAAAGAGUGUUUAGAAGACAAAGGAUCAGAAGAAAUUGUGGAAAUGUAUUGCGAAUUAUGCAAAAAGAAAGCUAAAAAUCGCAGCGCCGGCGGAUAUUGUGUGGAUUGUGUACGGUAUUUUUGUGAAAAAUGUUUGAAUUACCAUACAGAGUUUUUACCAGAUCAUGUGCACAAGGACAAGACAAAUAUGCCCCAAGACGUAUGCUUUAACCUGUGCCCUGGUCACGAAGAAGAGAUUAUCAAAUUCUACUGCUCCAGUUGUAACACGUUCUUUUGUUCUCUUUGCAAGAAGAACAGCCACAAAGAUUGUACUGAUGUAAAUCAUUUACCUGAGCUGGUAAAGCAACUGGAAAAGGGACAAAAGUUUUCUACAUUUAAACGCGAUUUAGAGGCACUUGUUGAUGAAACAUCUAGUAUGGGUGUUUUUCUAGCUAGUGAGAAGAAAUCUGCAGAGGUGAUUUCUGAAACAGCACUGUCAAAAAUAGAGUUGCUAAGAGAACAGAUAUUGAAAUGGGUAGAAACAAGGAUACAGAAAAUUAAAUCAGAUGUGAAAGCAAUAAAGGACAAAGACAUGACAGUGAUACAAGAUAACUCGUCAAGACUGUCAGUGAUAAUGUCACAUACAUCAGCUAUACAGUCUGAUAUAGAACAGAAAUUAAAAGACGCCAAACGAUGCGAACUGUUCAUGACAAUGAAGAGUGCACAGAACAAGGGGAAAAUGUUUGAAGACGAAUUGAGGCGGAUGAAAGAACACCAUGUGAGCAUUUACGAGUUUGAAUCCGUUGCAGAUAUCGAACACAUCUUACAAACAUCUGUGCAGUUAGGGAAAAUUGUAUUCAAACAACCCGAAGAUACCAGUAUCUCAAAAUGUUUGGUCCAGGAGAAAGCACUAGAGGUGUAUGUAGAACUAAAUGCGACAGAGGAAGAAAGGAAUACACAGUUUGAUAGAAGUCACUUCUAUACUCUGUUAGACAGAAAUCAAAACACAAUUAAUAUACAAGUCAGUCUACCUUCGCUAGCUGAGGUAUCUGACUACAAAAGACACUCAUGUGCUCGUGAAAAUUCUCCGCUGGGUCAGGACUCGGCAGUUGAAAGUGGCGUUAACAGUUCAGCAAAUAGUGUUGAUAACGGAAGUGAAAUGUGCAAUCAUGAAAGACGUACAUACAGAUCAAGAGAAAAUCUGACAGACCGUCUAUCAGUGUUUGUGGAUAAAAGAAUCACGCUGGGAUGUUUCAAAGCAGAACUUGAACAGUAUGUAGGAGUGUCUGCAGAUAACUUUAAGGUGUACAGAGUAUACUCCAACAAUCAAGAAUUUGAGAGUAUACGACUCACAGAGACACUGUCAUUCUUAGAGGAUGGGAGGAUUAAUAUCAAACUAGGUAGAGCUUUGAAGAAUGGAGAAUACAGGGUUAAAGUGUUCCAGUUACUAGUCAAUGAAACAGAGCCGUCCAAGUUUUUACUGGAUACAAUAUUUGCACGAGGGAUGAAAGUGUUAGACUCGAAGAAGAUUAUUCUUCCUGAGAUAAAAUUAAAACACAACCUGGAUGUUCCUCUUGACAGAUGUCGAUUGAGAAAGAAGACGUGGAAGAAUCCUGGCACUAUUUAUGUAGAUAAACAGGUGUAUGAGGAAGAAAUACCAAUCUAUCCUAACUGGGAAGUAUUCCUCGAGAUCCUCGACGGUCCAGAACAGAUGUUGUCGUCUGCCCAGCUGGCAGUGUAUUUGAGAAGGUGGUAUCCAUCUAAGUACGAGCUUGGACCAUUUGAGGAGGUUGUAAUUACUGAACAGACAGUAGAAGAACUUAGGAAGAAGAUUUCAGAAUUACAUGGAAUAAACACUGAAGAUAUCGAAAUGGCAAAGGGUCGGGGGACAUUUCCAUAUGAUGUAUCUGUAAUGGAGAUACAUACAGACUUAGACUGGAACCCUCCAGUGCAGGCUCUAGGAAUGUGGCCGUUGUAUAUAUGUGAUGAUGGCUGUCUCGUGUACUAUAGGGACAGCAAGGAAAAACUGGCCGAACUAAGUGAUGACAUGAAGAAAGAAAUCGAAACGAAGGAAAAUACCAGAUUGUCCAAGUCUGCACAACGAGUCACUUACAGUCCCAGAAAGGAAAGAGCCCUUAAAAUAUACACAGAAGAACCUGUACCUAGUAACAAUCUGUCUGCGUCAAAUGCUUCCCCAGAUCUCGACUAAAUCCAGACCUGUUUGUUGUUCUUUUGGUUCAAAUGCCUAUGUGGAGCAGUUUGCAGGAUUUCCCAGUAUAAGAUAUAAGGUCACAUAGCAGUAAACCAGUCAGAAAACUUCAACAUCUGAUUGGUUGUUCAAGUUUGAAAUCGACAAAUGGCAUAGUGAUACUGGUCUUUAAAGUUGGGUUUGUAAAGUUUGAGCUUGAAAUGUGUCAUUUCUUUCUCUUUAGUGAAGUAUAGGUGACUGUAAGGAAUGUAGCAGGAAACGUUUACAACUAAAGAAUUUAAGAAUACAUGAUGUAUGUUCACUGUAUCUCAGUUACUACUAAAUGGAUUUGAUUUAAACUUAAAAUAGAUGUUCCACCACAUCACUCACAUCAUGUGACACAAGGUGCAUAACUCAGACACCAUUUUUGUUUGAGUUAUGUCCCCUUUUUCUUAGAAUUUAAGGUUAAUUUUGAUGUAUUUUCACUAUAUCUCAUUCUGAUUGGCUUAGAGCUAAAGGGAGGUAAUCUUUUUUUAAUUAACUUUUGUACUGAGUUUGUUCCCCUUAAAUUCCAGGAAUUAGUCUAUUUUAGAAAUCCUAUUUUUAGAUUUUCAAUAUUUUUGGUAUUUUUCUAACUUUCUUAUUAUCAGUCCUAUGUAGAAAGUAAAUACAUUUUUCUGCGGUAACAUGGGUCGGUAAGACUUUUUUUUGUACCUCUAAUAUUAGAGAUUUUUUAUAUUUACCUCAUCCCUCAUCCAGGGCACAUAAUUAUACUAGUAUUACUUAUAUGUGGAAGCCCAGGAUGAAGUACUCCAAAGACGAGUAAAUUUCUUUUUAAGUAUUAAGCUUUUUUGACAUUUUUAUAUUAUUCUAAGUAUUUUUAUGAUUACUUAUGGUUGCCAUUCUUCUGUGACAAGACCGUAUGGUGGGGGUAUGAGUCACUCCUGUGACAGUUCUAGUUAUUUCAGCUGUCAGAUAAAAGGGAAACAAACUGCAUUUAAUUUGCUAAUAGAGGUGAUAACUAAACAAAUUUACCAAAGGUGUAAAGGUAUUUUCAUAUACUAAAACAAUAUUGAUGUUAUGAAAUAUUCCAGGUUUUGCAUUAAAUGGAAAAAACCCACAUUUUUAAUGAAUUUUUAUUGAAACUGAAAAACUGAAACUGAAACUGCUUUAUUUGAUUAAACGCCUAAUUUUACACAGUAUAUUCACUGGCGCUGUGCAUUAAAUUAAAAAAGAAAAAUCAUGAUAAAUUAUAUACAUAAUGGUAUCAAACAAUGAAACACGACAUAUUUGACAAAAUUUCUGUACAGUGCAAAUUACAACGUUGCGUAUAAAGCAUACGUCGAUCACACUACAUAGCAGAGUAUACUCAGCGUCUCUACUAAAUUCAGUCCACCAACAGAGAAAUAAUCAGAACCAUGAUUCAAAGCUUUUAAAAAACAGUGUUUUGAGCUUUUUCUUAAAAGUGUCUACCGAAUCAGAAUUUCUCACUUCUACUGGUAGUUUGUUCCAUAGUGUCGGCCCUACAGUUUGAAAA